AUGGAUACUUGUAAGCGCAGAAAUGGUGGACGUGCUAAGCAUGGCCAUGGUCAUGUAAACCCAGUUCGUUGUACCAAUUGUGCACGGUGUGUACCAAAGAAUGAAGCUAUUAAGAAGUUUGUUAUUCGUAAUAUUGUGGAAGCAGCUGCUGUUAGAGAUAUUACAGGAGCAAGCUUUUACUCCGCAUAUCAAUCUAAGUUGUAUGCAGAGUUGCAGUACUGUGUAUCUUGUGCUAUUCACUCAAAAGUAGUUCGCAACAGGUCUAGAGCGAGCUGUCAUAUUAGGAUACCUCCAGUUCAUAAUUUUCCCAGGGAUCUGCAUCAGGGUCAACAAAACAGAAAAUAA
Molecule: messenger RNA, 345 nt
Organism: Eufriesea mexicana
Lineage: Eukaryota; Metazoa; Arthropoda; Insecta; Hymenoptera; Apidae
Product: 40S ribosomal protein S26-like
Biological process (GO): translation
Cellular component (GO): cytosolic small ribosomal subunit; ribosome
Molecular function (GO): structural constituent of ribosome; mRNA binding
Source: RefSeq, a predicted model, not a curated record